GAGGCAGAGAGCGCAGCUCUGGGUCAGAGGGACGUUGGGUACCGGGAGAGAAGGAUUUUGGGCACUAGGAAGAAAAGCAAAGAAAUUAGUGCCCAGCGGGUUCGUUCACAUUCCUCUGUGCCAGGACUAGCGGUGCCAGUUGCGCGGAGAGGAGUUGGGAGCAGCACGUGACUGGCACCCUCUGAUCUAGCUCUCAGCAGCCUGGCAGUGGCACCGCCUUUACAUCGCACCUCAAGAAGUGCCGACCAUUCCACGAAAAUGGAGGGGGACAAUCUGAGCUGCAUUAAAUAUCUUAUGUUCAUCUUCAACUUCUUGAUAUUUCUUGGCGGUGCCACUUUGCUUGGACUGGGGGUCUGGGUCCUUGUCGACCCUACUGGUUUCCGGGAAAUCAUUGCCACCACCCCUCUGCUGUUCAUCGGAGCCUAUCUGGUCUUGGCCAUGGGAGGAAUGUUGUUCUUGCUGGGUUUCCUGGGCUGCUGCGGAGCCAUCCGUGAGAACAAAUGCUUGUUGGUCUUUUUCUUCAUGUUCAUCCUGAUGAUAUUCCUAGCGGAGCUGUCAGCUGCCAUCCUGGCGUUCCUAUUCCGUGAGAAUCUGUCUAAAGACUUCUUUGCAAGGGAGGUGAAGAGGCAUUAUCAUGGCGACAACAGCACUGAGGUCUUCUCCUCCACAUGGAACUCCAUCAUGAUUACUUUCGGAUGCUGCGGUGUAAAUGGACCGGAUGACUUCAACGACGCCCUUCGCUUUAGGGCCUUGCACCCAUACGACGCCGUGCCGGAGGCUUGCUGCCGGAGGGAGGUCCAGUCCAAAGCUGGGAAAGUCAUCAGCAGGAGGGAUUGCCUGCUGGACAGAGAGGACUAUCAGAACCGACAGGGCUGCUACUCAGUGAUACUGAACUCCGUGGAGCCGUACGUGUAUCUCGCAGGGGCCCUGGCAAUUGGGGUAUUAGCCAUAGAGCUCCUGUCGAUGGUGUUUGCCAUGUGCCUGUUCCGAGGGAUUCAGUAAAAGCAAAGACUGCAGAGAGAAGAGUUGGUGCCAAACUUUCUGGGUCUUCACAUCCCCCCCCACCCGCCUCCCAUCUCCCAUAAGGAGAAACAGGAACUUAAAAUAAAAGACAAUCCUUUUCCCUGCCUGGAAUGUUCUGCAGCACAACGUCGGGGUUUAUUCUUUGCUUGUUGUGCUAUUUGCUCACCGUCUGCAGCCUCAAAACAACUACUUAUAAUCAUAUUUUAUCUCUUGAAUUUAUGAUGGAAAAGGGCCCCACCUAGUGACAGGAACAAGCCCUUCACAAUAACCAACAAGGGACUGGUGAUCAACUGAACAAAACAGAGGAUUCAAGGGUCCUGCUCUCAAGAGCUUGCAAUCUAAUGGCAUUUCGAACAGUUUAUUCCUGCCACAGGGGGGAGAAGUGACAGUCUUUUAUCUAAUGCUCUUGACAUAUUGUUGGAUUUUGUUGCAAUUGUCAAUGUGAAAUGCUUGUUAGGGGGGUUCCUAUGGUGCCCAAUUUUGUUCCUCAAAUCUGACAGUUGCAUUAAAUAGGGAAGGGGGAAAGAGCGUGUUGCUGGCGCAAUAGCGGGAGAAAAUAAUUUCCUUUAGCCCAAAGGGCUGCAGAGAUGCAUCCUGGGAAGGUGCACUUACCCACACGACUACUGAUUUACUUAAAAUUUUGCAUCCCGGGACUGCAAUUAGGUUGUCAUUGCGCUCAUGAUAAAGUAUCCCUCUACAGAACUGCGAGUUGGAAUCGGGUGCCACUUUAGAGGGGGAAAAGGGGCAUCCAAGGAGGAGUUUAAAAACAAAGGGGUGCCCAUUGGACGUCCCUAAUAUAUGAAUCUGGUUUCCAGCAGCGACAAUUUCUUUUGCACGUGUGAACAAGACGCUUAUGCAGGUCUCGUCCGAGUUAAUGCCAUAGGCCGGUGCCCGAGUGGGAGGGGCUUGCACUAUUUUGCACAUUGCGUCUCACCAGUGGGCGCAUUACGAGGGAUGUCCUCUGUGCCUUAAAUCCGAGAGGCAGAUGGAGCCGGGCCAGCAUCCAAUGAGGGCAAUCCCAGCACUGCGCACAGUCGGCCCACUAAGGUUUCAGUGAAUGUUCCAAAGGCAAGGGGACCAUGGUGACACCAUUACCUACAUUUUAUCGCCAAUUCUAUUUCUUCUGCAACGAGAAAAUGGACUAAAGGAUGGAUUUACCUAUUUUACAACCCAAACGAAAAAUGGGAUUUAGAAAAGCGAAAUGCUUUUGCUUCUGGAUCCAUAGAAAUCCCAUUAUAGGCUUGACUCCAUAGGCCAGUAGCCUGAUUGCUUCCCGGUUACCUUCCGGGCUCCCCACUGGGUUGCUCUGCUCCUUGAAGCAGAGGGUUUGUUACUAUGUGGGCUUCAUUUGCCCUUUAAUUCAGUAUGAUUCCCUUCAGCCUCACAUGGAGUCAGCCACCGAACCACUUAAUUUUGCAAAUCAAUGUGUAUUCAUUGGGUCCAACCCUAGUGCCGGCCACCCCCCACCCCCCAUAAUGGGUUGGUCUGCCCCCUUCCUCAUUGCAAAGCUGGGCCUUAAUAAGCAGAGCUCCUCCCAUGCCACUGGCACACUAUUGGAAGGGCGGGGCUUAACUGUUCAGAACAUUUUGUAACUGUAAAUCCUUGUUUCUAUCCUCAUUCUGCUGACGUACUGUGAUAUUUUGCUACUGUCUGAUGUUCUUUUUCUAUGAGCCGACAUCUGUUUUAUAAACGACUGGAGAGGCGGGUGGCCUGACCGCCAAGCGCCUCUUAUUUCUGUAAAAAAAAAUCUGAAAAUAUCAAUAAAAAUAGUGAGAAGGCGAA
Xenopus laevis (African clawed frog) is the source of this 2805-nucleotide messenger RNA. RefSeq names its product tetraspanin 18 S homeolog (gene tspan18.S). Gene Ontology annotation, cellular component: plasma membrane; membrane. Lineage: Eukaryota; Metazoa; Chordata; Amphibia; Anura; Pipidae. The record is from RefSeq and is marked provisional.